Molecule: messenger RNA, 789 nt
Organism: Adineta ricciae
Lineage: Eukaryota; Metazoa; Rotifera; Eurotatoria; Adinetida; Adinetidae
Source: the annotation of a GenBank genome assembly
AUGGCAUCUAACAAGAAAACCAUGUCAGUUACUUCUACACAAUUAGGCAAAAUGAUUGAUCAUUCUCUUCUACAUCCAACAAUGACCGAUAAUGACAUUGUUGCUGGAUUAGAAAUUGCUAAAAAAUAUAAUGUAGCUGCUGCAUGUAUCAAACCAUAUCUAAUAUCAAUGGCUAAAGAAGUUCUGGCAGGAUCCAACGUCCUUAUUUGUCCUGUUAUUGGCUUUCCACAUGGUAAUAGUGCAACUGAGAUUAAAGUUAUCGAAGCAGAAACCGCUGCUAAAGCAGGUGGUCAAGAAAUCGAUAUGGUUAUUAAUAUUGGUAAAGCACUAGGAGGAGACUGGGAUUAUGUUAGUAAGGAGAUCGAUCUGAUCAACAAAGCUGUGACAAGACACGGUGCCAUCUUGAAAGUCAUUUUUGAGAACGAUUAUCUUCUUGAUGAGCAUAUUAUCAAACUAUGUCAAAUCUGUACAUCACUCUCAGUUGCUUUCGUCAAAACAUCAACUGGAUAUGGUUUUAUUAAAAACGCUGAUGGUUUGUAUUAUUACAAGGGUGCUACUAUUCCACAUCUUAAGUUAAUGAGAGAAUAUUCUGGACCAGAUGUACAAAUCAAAGCAGCUGGCGGAAUUCGAACACUCGAUGAUUUACUUCUUGUAAGAUCAUUAGGUGUAACUCGUGUGGGCGCUACUGCUACCGUUACUAUAAUGGAAGAAGCUAAGGCACGUGGUAUUACAGAUAUGCCAACUGAAGUCAUUUUGAAAUUAGCAGAUCAUCUUCAAAGCGGCUAUUAA